Messenger RNA from Antechinus flavipes (yellow-footed antechinus), 4123 nucleotides. RefSeq names its product lysine methyltransferase 5C (gene KMT5C). The record is from RefSeq and is a predicted model, not a curated record. NCBI's taxonomy places the organism in Eukaryota, Metazoa, Chordata, Mammalia, Dasyuromorphia, Dasyuridae. Bases 1467 to 2906 code for a protein of 479 amino acids. Gene Ontology annotation, molecular function: histone H4K20 methyltransferase activity; protein binding. The transcript has 9 exons. Gene Ontology annotation, cellular component: nucleus.
CUUGGAACCUUAAUUGAGCCCUUGGUUUCCUCUUAUUUCCAACUACUUUUUCUCUAUUUCUGGUUCCUGGUUUCCCAGCAUUCCUAGGUCCUCAUUUCUCCCCAGGCUCUUUGGCUCUCUCCUUUUGGCCCAUUUCCUCUUUAUUACUGCUUAUCAAGCAAACUGUCACUCUCCAGAUUUCAGCACAGUCCUGCUGGGAACACCCUGCAGACCACAAGUACCGGUCUCGCGGUUUCCCUCCGCCUUCUCAAUGGCCGGGCUUGUUUUUUAUAGCCCUUAAAUCUGUGCUCCACGGAUACUGGAGGAAUGAGAGGGCUUUAGCUGAAGGCUCCGGGUCAGGAAGGGUCUCUUAGGGGUCAAAUGGGAGAGGAACGUUCGGGCCAGAGGUCAACACUUGGAACAAAUGGAUCGAGCCAAGAGGGCGCGGGCUCGAGAUCCCCAGGACUCCCACAGACGAGCUGUGUGUGCAUGGGAGAGGGCGUGUCAAUUUCUCCCUCCCCGCAAAUCUUGGAUACAUAAUAGACACUAGUCGGGCACUUCCUGGCUCCCGUCGGGCCUUCUGGGCUAGCCAGGCCAGAAGCCUCCGGAGCUUUUGGAGCCCUGCGGCCCAGUCCGUGGCCCUGUCGCAACCACGAGGGCCCGGCCCGGCUUCUGCUUCUCGGCCUCGGUUCUCAGCACAUGCUCCACGGCCAGACCCACCGGGAGCCUCCUGAGCCCCAAGCGCAGCUCGCUGGGACCCCAGGGACACCUCGCGGGCCAGUCCUCAGGGGUUAGAGAAAGUUGUUCAUCAGGCUUUUUAAUAUGCCUGAGGCCUGGUUAUCUGGGCCGGGGAAACAGCUUCUUUCCCGCCCCGCUGCAGGAGCUAGGUGCGGCUAUCGAUAAAGUUUUGGUUGUCAUGGCGAUCCUCAAGCGCAAGACCCAGGAGAGGGGGAGAAGAAGGGAGCUGCGCGCGCAGGCUGGAGGGCGGGGAAAACUCAAGAUGGGCGGCCGCCAGGGCCAAUGGUGGAAUGCACCACCCAGCGGCCCGGGAGGGUCAGUCUUCCAUUCUCCAGGCUCGAGAAUGACAGCUACCGACGUCCAAUGACUGGGGGUACCGUGGUUCUGGGAGAGGGCGCGCCGGCUCCCAAUCCACAGCGCCCUCUAUUCUCCCUGGAUCUGAAGGACAGGGCUUCUGGUCCAAUGGUAUAAGGCUACGUCCGUCGACAAGCCAAUCGCUUUGGGACUCUUGAGGCCCGGGAGGUUCCACCUUCUCUCACUCAAAUCCUCUGGUAUCCCGAAGGCUCUGUAGACGGACGUGGAGAGAGACCAAUAGUAUGAAGGUGGUUUAGCGGAGAGCCAAUCGCUUGCUAACCUACAAGGACCCGCUUCCCAACCCUUGGACAGCCACAGCACAGAGCUGAAGAACAAGAAAUUUAGACCAAUGGAAACAUUCGGGCCCCGGGAGGCGGGGCCUAUCCUCCCAGGCAAUGGCUGGUGAGCAGCAUGGUCCAGGCUGCACCAUGGGACCAGAGAGGGUGACAGCCAGGGAGCUGUGUGAGAACGAUGACCUCGCCACCAGCUUGGUCCUGGAUCCCUACCUGGGCUUCCGCACACACAAGAUGAACGUCAGCCCAGUGCCCCCUCUGCGGCGUCAGCACCACCUGCGUUCGGCGCUCGAGGCCUUCCGGAAACAGCGGGACUUGGAGGCCGCCUACCGGGCCCUGACGCUGGGCGGCUGGAUGGCCCACUACUUCCAGAGCCGUGGCCCGCAGCAGGAGGCUGCCCUCAAGACCCAUAUCUAUCGGUACCUUCGAGCCUUCCUGCCUGAAAGCGGAUUUGCCAUCCUUCCCUGUACCCGAUACUCCCUAGAAACCAAUGGGGCCAAGGUCGUGUCUACCCGCUCCUGGAAGAAGAACGAGAAGCUGGAGCUGCUGGUGGGCUGCAUCGCCGAGCUGCGGGAGGCCGACGAGGGCUUGCUGCGGGCCGGGGAGAACGACUUCAGCAUCAUGUACUCCACCCGCAAACGCAGCGCCCAGCUGUGGCUGGGGCCCGCGGCCUUCAUCAACCAUGACUGCAGACCCAAUUGCAAGUUUGUGCCCGCAGACGGGAACGCGGCCUGCGUGAAGGUGCUCCGAGACAUCGAGCCCGGGGACGAGGUGACCUGCUUCUACGGGGACGGCUUCUUCGGGGAACGCAACGAGCUGUGCGAAUGCUGCACCUGUGAGAGGAAGGGGGAAGGCGCCUUUCGAUUGCGGCCCCGGGACGCGGCCGCGGCCACUCCCAGGACCUGUGAAAAGUACGACCUCCGGGAGACCGAGCACCGGCUGCAGCGCUACUGGGAGUCCCGAGGGGUGCGGCAGGGGCUCGGGCCCCUGGGGGCCCAGCGCUGCUCUCACCUGCACACCCUGCACCGCCUGGACCUUCUGUGUGCGCUCUGCCAGCCCCUCCGCCUGCAGCCUUUCGGGACCCAUUUGGACCCCUCUGCCUUGUGGGUGCAGUGGCUUCCCCGGCCUCACCCUCCCCACCGCCGCCGCCGCCGCCGCCGACCCCCCCGCCGUCGACCGGCUCGGCCGACCCCGCACCCCCGUGUCCCCCGAGUUUCCCUGCACCGAUGGGGGGGCUGCGGUCCGCAAUGCCGCCUUCGGGGGGAGGUCACCGUGGCCUUGAAUCCGGCCCCUGCCUCGGCCCCGGCCCGGCCCGCCCCGCUGCAGGACUGGCAUUGGGCCCGGCGCUACGGGCUGCCCUGUGUGGUUCGGGUGGACCUCAGCGGUGCCGCCCCAAUCCCCGCCGUCCCUGCCAGCCUUAGGCCUGCAGGCCCGGAGCCCCCCAAGCGGACCCUGGCCUUUGGCCCCUUCUCUCCACCCAAGCGUCUGCGCCUGGUGGUCCGCCACGGCUCGAUCGCCCUGGAUGUGAAUGGAAGCCACUGAGGGCGCGUUGGGGGGCACCUCUUCCGCCCGCAGCCGGCUCGAAUUCACGGGAGGCAGGCGUUGUAGGUGUCCCGCCCCCGUGGCUGCCCCUCUGGCCUCUGCAGCCCCUGGAGUUCUGCCUCAGGGGGCCGUCUCCCUCCUUCACCCCUUGAGAGUGGCAAGGCUGGAGGGGGGCCGGGAUUUCUCUUUUCAGGGCCACCCUCUCCUGGACUCGAGGGUCCCCGUGGACAGGUGACCCGACCCUGUGAUUCUGCCAGGGCCAGACCCGCCAUUUCUCUCUCUCAGGUCAGAGGGAGAGGGCACCUCGUGGUGCUGGUUCAGGGCUUCCUUUUCCUUUUUCUCCCAGCUAAUUCCCAGCUGCCUGGGGUCCCAAGGAAUUGGGGUGGGGGUGCAUAGAUUGCAAGGUGCUGCCUCUCCCUGGCCACGACCGGCCCUCUUUAGGGCCCCUCAAGGCUUCCCCCCCAUUCCCCCCUUGGGGCGCCAUUUUGAUCCCCAUACCUUUCACUAGGAGCCAGCUCCUUCAUUUGAACAGGACUAACCCUAGCAAGAGGUCCCCGCCCCCGGGGGCCGGGGCCCGGCUUUCUGGGGGCCCCCCCUCCUCUCCCAGCAACCCACGGCCUCUGACCUCAGCAGGCCCCAGGCCAGCCCUGGAGGCCCCCAGAUGGGGGAGGAGAGGGGCAGAAGGCCAGAGCCCACCCUUAGGACCCAGCAGGGAUAACCUCAAGGGGCCAACCCCCCGACCCUAGCAGCCCCUUCCGGGGGGCCGAGGGGAGCUCUCUGCCUCAGUGGCAUUAGACGGAGCCUAGGAUCUGUGGGGGUGUCUCCACUCCCAAACCCAGCAGGGAGGGACAGGCAAGGAUCCCCCUCCCCCAAGCCUCAGGAUGGUUCUUGACUUUACCUCCCGCCUCAGUGGCACACCGCCCCCCCCUUUUCCAGGGAGGAAAGCCAUAAAGAAAGGGGGGGAUGGAGGGGGGAGGGACCCCCACCCACGGCACUGUCUUCCCCCUCCGCGUACACACCCCUCUGGCUCUCAGGGAGGCCGCCCCACCUCAUCUUUCUCAUGGUGCUAUAGCUCUGGUGCCUCCUGGGGAGUGAGGGGAAGGGGGCCAGCACAGCCUGGGGCCCUUGGCCUCACACCCCUCCCCCCCAGGGAUGGGGGACACUGGGUGACGGGCAGUUUGCAACUUUUGUUUUUGAUAAAAGUCCUUGUUGUUAAA